UCAGCGCGGCCCCGUGACAUCAGCAACCAGCGAGACGCCAUAAGGGGCAGCAGCGGGGGGCGGCGCCCUAGACGGCUCCGGCGGUGAGAGCGGGUUGAGGAGGGGAGUUGCUGGCCAGGUAGCUGUGCUGCGCGGCCUGAGCGUCUCGCUAUGACCCGUGGGAACCAGCGUGAACUUGCUCGCCAAAAGAACCUGAAGAAAACUCAGGAGAUCCACAAAGGCAAAAGGAAAGAAGAUAGCUUGUCUGCUUCUCAGAGGAAACAGAGGGACUCUGAAAUCAUGCAGCAAAAGCAAAAAGCUGCUAAUGAAAGGAAGUCUCUGCAGGCAGGAGCAAAAUGAUCUGCCACUAUGGAGAAGAUAAGAGUGCACUGAUGAAGCAGAAGGACCUAGAAGAUUGCUCGUAAAAGUGUCUGGCCAUUAAAUGAUUAAGCGUUUAUUGUGCAGAGAUGUUCAACUAGCAUUAGUUAGAGUAUUUUCUGGUUACUAUAGGCCUAGUUACUUUAGCCUACAGUGCUCUUUCAAAACUGACUACACUCUUCUGCAUGUGUAGGAAUAAAAGUACCAAGCAAUAGCUUUAUUCUAGCUUUUGCAUUUGUCAGUUUUACUUAGUGGUUCCAGUAACAGAAUUGCUGAAUCUACAGUUAGACCAGAUUUGAUUGCUUGAAUUCAUGAAGGUAGAGCUUCAUUCAGGAUGGAACACACUUGUAAAAUGUGCUUAACUUUGCAGAGGUCUGAACUGUAAAUCUCAAAAUAUUUUUACAAUAAAAUGUUGCAUGAAA
Messenger RNA from Hirundo rustica (Barn swallow), 779 nucleotides. RefSeq names its product small EDRK-rich factor 1A (gene SERF1A). The record is from RefSeq and is a predicted model, not a curated record. The transcript has 3 exons. Bases 151 to 339 code for a protein of 62 amino acids. Lineage: Eukaryota; Metazoa; Chordata; Aves; Passeriformes; Hirundinidae.